This is a messenger RNA of Eleginops maclovinus (Patagonian blennie), 7554 nucleotides long. It is a transcript of the gene bcl2l1, whose product is annotated as BCL2 like 1. Gene Ontology annotation, cellular component: mitochondrial outer membrane. Lineage: Eukaryota; Metazoa; Chordata; Actinopteri; Perciformes; Eleginopidae. Gene Ontology annotation, molecular function: protein homodimerization activity; protein heterodimerization activity. The record is from RefSeq and is a predicted model, not a curated record. Gene Ontology annotation, biological process: negative regulation of intrinsic apoptotic signaling pathway; intrinsic apoptotic signaling pathway in response to DNA damage; extrinsic apoptotic signaling pathway in absence of ligand. The coding region runs from base 2974 to 3669 and encodes 231 amino acids. The transcript has 4 exons.
CUCUCCUAAAGAAAAUGCACAAUUGAACUGCAGUGACGAAUAGGCUAGAAAAGAGAUUUCCUCCAGUCAUUUAUAUUUUAAUAAGUGUAGCUAUUGUCAAAGAUAUAAAGUGAACAAAGAGUGACACACUGACAAACGUCCCGCAUUGGUUAUGUCCCUAUAAUCGAAAGAAUAUUAUUAAGGGGUUCUUAAAUUGUUCUUCACACUGUUGGUUAUGUUCUAACAGCAACACGUAUACACUCAUCUCAGAUUAUGUUACACCAUAUAGUUUUAUCACAUUAUGGACAUCUAGUCCUGGGUUUAAAGGCCAUCAUGAACGAAGAUCCCUGAUAUGAUCGUGAUCCAGAUAUUCAGACAUCUCUGAAGGCGUCGUAUUACGUAAUAAGGGGGCUGGGCAUACCCAGAAAGGAGGGGGAAACGUAGGAGGAUACGUGAAAACAUACACUCGCACACAAAGUGACUAUUUUACAGUCUUGGAUUUUGACAGCUAUUGUACACACAGACCUACUGACAGACAGAUUCCGGACAUUUAUAAAGAGGGAAAGGGAACGGGAAGUACCCAUACUACAUUGUAUUCGUUUUAUACGGCGAAAGAGACGACAAGGUUCUACAUGUUGUCGCUACUCGUCCUAUGGGAGCUGCGUGCUGUUUACAUCCGAGCUGUGGCUAUUAAAACCCAAGCCACGUGCUGAAGCUGGGGAGUAAGGACCAUGUGGCUAUUGUAAACACUGCUUCCCUGUGGGUGUUCAUCCGCUCUAACGUGCUAUUUCUGUAUCUUUGACCACCAAAUAUAGCUUAAAUUGUCUGCUUGCUGUAAUUGUAAGUUUGUAAGAAAAGUUGUUUUUAACUCUUUGCUUGUUUGUCCAUGAGCCCGUAGUAUCGCGCUUCCAUUGUGCUGUGCGGAGGGACUACAUUAGCCUGUAAUGUUAUGUCACCAGCACUGUUUGCAUGGAGCUCCUGUUCCAUCCGCCUCAUACACUAAUCUCCAGUAGUGAAGGAAGCAUUUAGAGCUUUUGUUUAAGCAAAAGUAGCACAACUUUAUUGUCAAAAUACUCUGUACAAUUUCUGCAUUCAAAAUCUUACUUCAGUAAAUGUACAACAGUAUGCAUAAAAUAUGCCACCUAUAUUACCCAAGUAUUCCAGCUGAUCAAGGAGGAGUGUUUUUAUUUACUUUAUACUGCUGCUGGAUAUCUUACUUGAAGUGUUAUGAAUUAAGGUUUUUUAUUGUUGGAUUUUGAAGCUGUCAGAUAAAUGUAGUGGAGAAUAAAGUACUAUAUUGGCUUCCAAAUUGUACUUGAGUAAAUAUAAUGUACUGUAUCCUCCCACUGAUAAUUAGGAUGUCCAGACACUUAUCAGCUUAAAUGCCACUCUUGUUAUAGGAAAGGCCAGGUUCCCACAUGAUAAAGAGCAGGUUGUGUUCCUUUUCUCUCAGUUACAGCAGUUUAUGGGAUGGUGACAGGCAUCAGUGUGAGGGAGCGGCAUUAUCAGGUUGUCUUUUGUUUCAGGGAUGUAAGCUCACCUAAACUCAAUAAAAGUAGGCUAUGGACAAAAAUGCCGUCACAUUAAUGUUCGCUUCCAACAAUUUAGUAACCACUAUAUCACUGCUCUAUCAACUAUGGAUACUCAUCUUUCAAUAUAAUAUCAAUACGUUUUGUUACAAUUUAGCAAUACUGAGACUGCCACUGUGCAAUGCAGCCACACACAUUUCUAUUUCUAACAUUUUAAUAUCAAUCUUUUUAGAGGAAUUGGUACAAAUCAAUCAUUAUGAUUAAUCUACAGAUUAUUUUAUAUAUUAGAUCGAGAUUCAUUGUUUUUUCAAAAUUCUUGUCAUAUUUUACAACAGCCAAGUAGAUGUAUUCAUGUUGCUUGUUUUAGUUCACAAAAAGUUCAAAACCCAAAUAUAUUCAGUUUACCAUCGUAUAAAAAAGAAAAGCCAAAACAUAUCUUCAGAAAUGGUUUGUAGAUAUAGAUAUUAGCUUUUUUAACCAUCUUCAUUUUUCUAUUUCAGAAGAGGUUCAGAUUAACACAGCAGUAGUUUAACCGGAGAGAUUUAUAUAUUCUAAUUUCAUAAAAAAAGUAUUUUCACAUGCAUGUUCAACCUGCUUAUGACCCUUUCAUACCGGAAACUACAAUUGCAGUCAUGUGAUAGGAGUGCUAAAAAGUGGUUAACCCAAUCUUAACCUAAAGCUGCAACUGUAGAAUCACAGUUUUAUCAAUGCUUAACGUAGAAUAAUUGCAUCGUUUUUUUUUGGUCAUUGAAACAUGCUUUUUAGCUAAAUAUAUAUUACAUACUUUUUAUGGUUACAUACAUAUUUUUAUUCUAUUUUAUGUUAUUGGACAUUUCAUUGACACUUCUUAUGUCUAUGUAAAUAUUUUAAUUUUAUUAUAUUACAUGAUUGUUUGCACCUUCUUACUGCCCAAGGUUUUUAUAUAUUUUAUUAUUUGUUUAAUUUAUUUUAAUUAAAAAAAAUUUUUUUUUAAAUAGAGCAACUGUCAUAAAAAAAAAUUGAGCAACUGUCAUAAAAUCAAACCCCCCCCUCAACAUACAUUAAGUAUUCUUAUUCUGAUAUUAUAGUAACCUGUGCUUUCAUUCCAAAGCAGAGCGAUGUCAGACCAGUAACGAACACAGAAUGGAUGCAGUGAGAUAUUAAUAAAGGGAUAUUAACCUGUUGGAUGCUGGAUAUGUCAGCGGAAGCCAGUUUUCUUUUACAGAUAUUCAAGGGCAUGCGUAGGUGUGACUGUAUGUGACAGAAAGCUGGAGCCGACACAAACAAGGAGCCUUAAAGCUCAUCCUGAAGGGCCUGAGCUGAUUUGUCAGCCUUGUGCAGGUUUGAUUUUUGCCCCCCAAGUGUCCUCUGGAUAUCAGCUGACCAUGGUUGUCUGAAGAGAGGGAAACCCGGCGCAGUGUGUGUGUGUUCAGAGAGAGGAACAGAGACGGAGUGGAGCGAAGAGAAAAGCUUAUUCAAACACAAAAUGUCUCAAAACAGAGAACUGGUGGUUUCCUACAUUAACUAUAAACUCUCCCAGAGAAAUUAUCCGCUCAAUCACAUGGAACUCUUAGAGCAUCCGAACAGGACUGAUGGGGGGGAGGCAGGGUUGGGUGAGGAGCAGCGGGUAGCGACGCACGCCAACGGGACUGUAAAUGGCACAAGUCCCGGGACCCCGCCGGCAUCCCCGCUGAGGCAACAGUUGCCUUCAACGACGGACCUGGACCCGGUGAAGGAGGCCCUCCGGGACUCGGCCAACGAGUUCGAGCUGAGGUACUCCCGCGCCUUCAGCGAUCUGCACAACCAGCUGCACAUCACUCCGGCCACCGCGUACCAAAGCUUCGAGAAUGUCAUGGAUGAGGUGUUCCGGGACGGAGUCAACUGGGGCCGCAUCGUAGGGCUUUUUGCUUUCGGAGGGGCGCUGUGCGUGGAGUGCGUGGAGAAGGAGAUGAGUCCGCUGGUGGGCAGGAUCAUCGAGUGGAUGACCGUCUACCUGGACAACCAAAUCCAGCCCUGGAUCCAGAGCCAAGGAGGAUGGGAGAGCUUUGCGGAGAUGUUCGGGCAGGACGCGGCGGCAGAGAGCCGGCGGUCUCAGGAGAGCUUCAAGAAGUGGCUGCUGGCGGGGGUGACCCUGGUGACCGGCGUGGUGGUGGGCUCGCUCAUCGCACAGAAGCGCCUGUGAAGACCCACACCCACCUACACACAAGAUAAAAUGAAGGUCCCGUUUGUUUCAUCAGAACUGCUGAUGAUGUUUACCCCCCCUUCCUCCCUCCACACACACAUCUAAGGACUCCUCCCAGGUGAACUUUGAGAAAAAGCCAGACUCUUUGUAACCCUCGUGCGGUUAUAAAGAGUUUUCCUUUCGUCCACUGAAUCGAUCAUUCCUUCUUCUCCUCCUCUCCUUCUGUCUUUAUGUUUGUACGCAUUAGUUUUAACAAAUUUUUGGUUUCCUAAUUUUGCUCUCACAAAGAGGCUGAAACUGACUCCCGUCUUUGAAGAUAUAAAGAGUGUGUGUCGGGCCCUGGCUGCUCUGUGUGUUCACCCCCCCCCCCCUACAGAAGGCUCCACGUAUGAGCCUAAUGGAGAGUGAAAGCAGGGACGAUGUAGCACCUGCUCUCUGAACAGCUUCUGUAUUUCAGAAUUAUCAUAACCCAUACACCAUCAUUGUCUGUCCUUGUCCUUCAUUCUUACUGGUUCUGUUUGAGUGUGAAAAAGAGUGGUGCAGGGAUCAAACUCGACCGCCCCCUGCCCCCACUGAUCACACACUCAGACCUGUGUGUGUUUUCUCAGCCUGCAGACCGUCAGUUUGUUGUGAACGACUGCAUCCAUGUUCCCCUCACAGUGGCUGGCAGCAGAUACUGUAGCAACACGAACACACGCCAUAGAGAUCUGGCUGUAAAACUUUUAUUUUGGCAACCCUUUAUUUCAACCCUCCCUAUUUAGCAUCUAUAAGCACAUGUAAACAUUUAAUAAUUUGGUUUCUAAAACACUAUACAAGUGCUUAUCAAUGUACAAGUAAACAAUUAUAACUUCUCCCUCAAUGCGUCUGAUAGGUAAACAUUGAUAAAUUGAUUUCAAAUGCUAAAUUGUCAUAGUAUAUAAUUGUUGAAAACUACAUUAAUAAACACUUAAAUAUCCUUAUGUCUGUUUACAACUACAUUAUGAUGCGUUGUAAACAAUUUACUUACUGUUUAAAGAGCUGAAAAGCUGCAUAAAUAUUCUGGUUCAAUGUGAGGAUUUGCUGCUUGUUUUCUAAUGUCAUGUUAUAUGAUUGUAAAUUAAACUGUUGGUGUGUUGAAAGAAGACAUUUGAAGACUUGAUUUAACAAAGGUUUUGCUGUUUUUCUGACAUUUUUAUAGACUAAAUGAGGUUGGAAAAACCAACAAGUAGAGAAAAUACUUUGUGUCAGUAGGGUUAAAAUAAAGUGUUUAUCAUUUCUGUGCUAAAUUUGCAAUAAAAUCCUAAUCAUGUGCUGCCAUGCUCAAACAGGAGACCAUUUUUCCUCUGUGCUAACUCAAUAAUCACUCCUUAUUAUAAACCGUCAGUCAAAUUUACAUUUAUCACAGUUUUUCCACGUACACAUCAUAGCCUUUUCUGUAGCAAAGUGAAGAGACAAAGCAGUUCUGCCUCACGUGUGUUUGGAGUUUAAUUAGUGUCUGUUUAUCAGCCAAUCAGCAGCUGUCAGCGUCUGCAGGACACACACCUUACCAUCUCACACACUUUCACUCCAAGUUAUCCAGCCGUAGCUCUCAGUGUCCCCCCUCCUUCUCCUACCCUGUCUCCCCCAGACACUUCAAAUCUGUCAGAGUUCCAUCCGUCUCCCCCCGUUCCCUCUGCAUCCGGCUCCACCUCCUCCUCCUCUGUGAUUCCCCUGGCUGUCACUGCACCUAGUCACGUGUGUCAGUCACAGCUGGCCCUACACACACACACACACACACACACACACACACACACACACACACACACACACCUGCCAGUCACGUGUAGUGCGUGAGAGACCAGGAGACGAACACCCCUUCUUUGUUUCCGAACAUUUUUCCAUCUUUAAUUUAAGUCGGAGGAGGGUUUGUCGCCUGGUGUUUCACGCACCAACAACUGGCAGCUCCAUUAAUUCACUGGGAAGGGGGGGGGGGGCACGCUGUUCCCAGUACCCACCACCCAGUGCUUCAAUCUGGAUCUCAUCCCGAAUACUGUCUCCAGUUUACAGCAUUUCCUCGUGUGUUACAACAGCUCAGUACGGGCGGUAUAGAGUGAACAUUUAAUGAAUUCAUUAAGAUUCCCAAUGUGUUAUUUUCAUGGCCUAGAAAAUCAAUAUUAGUGAACAUGAGCGUCUCUCUCAAAUCUAGAACCAGAGAGAUAAAUCUGCGUCCCAGACACCUCGGAGUUCAACAUUUUUCCAGUUUAAAAAUUCUGACGUCUGACCUCCACGUGCUUUUCUCCGAAGUGCAGCCUCCACAUUUUUGGAGCAUUUGUGAUUUAUCUCAAAUUGCUGCAGAGAAGAUCAUCUACAGAGAUUGUAAUCACUGUUUUAGAACACUAGCAAGAUAUUUUAAUAUAGAUUGAGGGUUGAAACUAUGCAUUAGCUUGUAUUUCUUUAUUUAAAUACAGACUUAAAUAUUUGAUGUUGUGCGUUUCUAUAUUGGUGUGUGACGUCAGACCGCUACCUCUUUGUGACGUCAGAGUAGAUUUGACUUCAGGUGGCGUUCCAUUCUUCUUUUUUUAGUAGAAGGUCGUCAUUUUCAAAUUUCCACGUUGUCUGGAAUGCAGCACAAGCUCCAAUCUUGUCAGGAGGUAAUGCGUCUGGAGCUGCUCCAUAGACAACGGAUGGUAGAUUCAUUUUAUUGACCAACAGAUUUUCUUUUUUUAAUACCCAAAUGAGCAUCAUUCUACUCUUCCAUAUUCACUGAAUAUCCCGGCUGCUCUCGUGUAAUCAUCUCUCACAGUGAAUUGUCUAUGGAGCACUUUUUUAUGACAUCACAAAUAAUGUUUUUGGGAAUGUAGGAGUUCAUGUUUGCUACUAUUUUUCGACUGUCUUAGUACAUAGAAAGAACAUGUACACACUUUUUGAAGUUGGGCAAAAUUCACAUUUAAAGUAAUGACCUGUAGAAAAAGAAUCAUCUGGAUUUUGGCAAGAAACAUCCAUCUCAUGUCUCUUCAUCCACCUCUACUCCUUUUCAUCCUCAUGUUCACUGAAUCAUGUACAUCUAUAAACACUUGUGGAUUUCCCUUUCUAAUCUGAUGGAAAUAAAUAUGUCAACCAAUAAAAAACAAACUGACUAUUGCUGAGUUUCCUCUGAAGCCUCGUGUCCGGAGCGUCAUAUUAGCCAAGGUCUGCUCUCUUACAUUCCAGUUCAGUAUAAAUCUAUUUUUCUAGUGUAUGCCCCACCGAGAAGCUGUUCCCGGCCCGUCACUCAAACAAACCUCCGCCCCUCCUGCACAUAAUGUGUGUGUGUGUGUGUGUGUGUGUGUGUGUGUGUGUGUGUGUGUGUGUGUGUGUGUGUGUGUGUGUGUGUGUGUGUGUGUGUGUGUGUGUGUGUGUGUGUGUGUGUGUGUGUGUGUGUGUGUGUGUGUGUGUGUGUGUGUGUGUGUGUGUGUGUGUGUGUGUGUGUGUGUGUGUGUGUGUGUGUCUGCAUGCGUGUGAAUUACUUUGCGGCAAAAUGUUCUUGAAGGAGGCACAAAUGAAGGGAGUGUGACAGCAUUGGCACGCCUCUCUAUAUAUAAUAUAUAUAUAUAUGCUAGUUAUUUAAACCGAUUAGAGUAGUGCAUUAGCUUAGUGACAUAUUUAAGGAGAUCGGAAGUGAUGGCUUUUUAAACAUUAUUUAUAUUUGGUGUAAAAAGCAUAAUUGUGCCCCUUCGAAUGGCCUUAAACUCUUUGCAUUGAUGUGCAUUGUGUUUCUUUUUUUUAGGAUUAUUGGAGAACAUGCUAAGUAAAAGGAUAUUUUCAAAACGUUAGCUCUUUUGUCGGCCAUAAAGAGAACACAACUAAAGGUGUCUGUUUGUAUGUCUUAGAAUGCCGUUGUAAAGUUAAUUUACAUUGAACCUAAUAAAGCCAAUGUUGGAACAUGAA